GACUGAAAGGAGAAACACUUAUUUCCCUCCUUAUCUCUUAAACUUUUCUCCCGUCUGCGCGUGUGUUCUCUCCUCCGUGAUGGCGGUAAUACCGUCCCGUCAUCAGCCUUCGCCAACAUCAGCGGUUACAACAGGAAAACCGCAGCAGCAGCAGCAACAACAACAACAAUAAGACGCAGCAGAAUCAGUUGCAGCAAGCGCAACAGCACAAAGAAGCAGCACAAUCUGCACCAGCAGUCGCGAUGCUCGCGCUCCGGUGCCUCCUGCUGGGCUGCGUCCUGAUGACACUCGCCCUCGCCGACCCCCUGUCCAAUGAAGCCGACUCCACUGACGACACCGAGGAGGCCAAGCCGCGUAUCCUGCUGCGAAAACGGCGCACUACCGAGCUGCCCAGCAACGCCAACAUCCGGUUCGAGUCGAAAUUGACGGUGCCACAGGUGCCGACCGGCCUCUACCAGGUGUGGUUCGGCCCCGUGCGCUUUUACAUCCAGCAGCUCUUCAGCUCGACCAGCGCUCGGGACAUCGCCGACAUUGUGUCUCAGCAGCUGGCAGCUGAUCGAGGCAGUGCCUCCACGGCUGCCCUCAAACAGCUGGCCGAGAGCUCGCUACGCCAGCAGGCCGCGCAAGGGUCGACGCUGUUCUUCACCGGCCGCGCCGUGGCCGAGGAUCAGCUGAACAUCUUCCAGUCCCUGGAGGCAGCCAUGAAGGAGCUGGGUGUGGACGGCAAGGCAUGCCUGCUGCGCACCAUCUGUGAGCUGCAGGAGUCGCCGGUGGCCGAGUGGACCUUCGCUGGAGAGCUCAUCACACACUUCCUCACGCCGAAGGAGGGCAACUACGACUUCCUCUCCGACUACCAGCAGGCGCGGCAGCUGGGUGCCGAGGCGGGCGGCCGGCAGCGCUGCCGAGCGGCCUACUCCGAGUGUCCUCUCUCCGUGUUCAACUUCAUCCCCGACAUGCUAGGAGAGGACGUGCUGCUGCCGCUGGGAAAUAUCACCAACAGUCUGGGCUAGGGGCUACCGCGGCAGCACGGUCGCCAAUGUUUGUUAUUUUAUCGAGUGUUCUCAUGUG
Molecule: messenger RNA, 1068 nt
Organism: Amphibalanus amphitrite
Lineage: Eukaryota; Metazoa; Arthropoda; Thecostraca; Balanomorpha; Balanidae
Exons: 4
Coding region: 243-1010 (255 amino acids)
Source: RefSeq, a predicted model, not a curated record